AUGCACUUCGUCUACUGCGGGGACUUUGUAGACAAGUACAAAAUCAUCUAUCUGCAAGGAAGGGGAGGCAACCUUGCCAACAUGGACGUAGACUGCGAUGGCGCGCAGGGCGGAGGAGAUGGACGUUGCGGUAGCUCCACCGACACUCAAUCUGAGACGACUUUCCGCGACGUGUUGAGAGGAUAUAACACAGGUCAACAGGACCUCAACGCCUCGCUGCAUCCUUAUGUCGUUUUCGGCAACGAAGGGACAAAAAGCGGAUGGCCUACAUUUGACCCGAGCCAACACGGCGUCAAGCCGCUCAGUGUGAUGGCCGUGAUAUGCAACAAUCAAGUGGUCUACGGAGUCUGGGGAGACACAAACGGGGACGAUGGACCUCAAGCCAUGAUUGGUGAGGCUUCCAUUUCCCUGGCUACCGCUUGUUACGGCGACGUCAUAAAUGGGAACUCGGGACACGACGAGAACGACGUUUUAUACAUCGCCUUUACGGGCGACGAGGCUGUGCCAGGGGCACAGGGCGCCGCCUGGAACGCAACAAACUAUAACGACUUCGAAAGCAGCAUCACCGACUUAGGGAACACCCUUCUUUCUCGUGUGGGUAGUGGCUGUAACGGCGGGCUUGGCAUAGAAAAAUGGCUCUUAUAUACAGCAGUCUUGGUUGGCAGUGUCGUACUGGCAAUGUAA
Molecule: messenger RNA, 684 nt
Organism: Colletotrichum graminicola M1.001
Lineage: Eukaryota; Fungi; Ascomycota; Sordariomycetes; Glomerellales; Glomerellaceae
Product: fungal chitosanase
Exons: 3
Coding region: 1-684 (227 amino acids)
Molecular function (GO): chitosanase activity
Source: RefSeq, a predicted model, not a curated record